This is a messenger RNA of Prorocentrum cordatum, 315 nucleotides long. The record is from the annotation of a GenBank genome assembly. NCBI's taxonomy places the organism in Eukaryota, Dinophyceae, Prorocentrales, Prorocentraceae.
CGGAUCCCGGCGGCGACGCUCGUCUGCUCCAUCGCGUCGCUGCUGGGGCAGGGGCUGUUCUGGGCGCAGGCGCCAGAGGGUGGCCUCGAGCCGGGGGUCCUUGCCCCACCGCCGCCGCCUGGGCCAGAGGGCUCGGCGGUGGAGGAGCUGGCCCGAGCCGUGAAGGCUCUGCGGCUGGCCCAAGCGAACGUGACGAGCUGCGCGCCCUGUCCCGUCCUGUCGGCGCUGGAGUGCCCGGCCGAGACGGACCGCUGGGCAGAGCAGCUGGCGCUGGUGCUGCCGAGCCUGGUGGUGUGGGCCCUCUGGGGCCUCCAG